AUGAUGCUUUCCACGUCUCUGAGAACCCAACCCCUCUUUCCCGGCAGCCUCAGUAGCCAACUUAAACCUGAUCUUUUCUCCGACCCGGAAGCCAGCUUCCUUUCUCCCACUACCUCUGGUGCUCUGAUAUUUCAUCCCAGUUCACCCCAGGUGUCAACCUCCAAUGUUUCGACGACAUCGCCACAGUUAAUGAGGCGACCUUCGCCUGAAGAGCAGACGAUAACGCUUCCCUCCUCUUCGUCGGUGCUCUCCAUUCGGCCUGCUUCGUUCGUACUGGGUCAAACCAAUCUAGCUCAUUCAUUGGCACAAUCGGAAUUAACUGGUUCUUCUGAUUCUGAUCUUCCCCCUAAUACUACCGUUGCAACAGCUCAUCAGAGUCAGCGAGCCCCGGCCUCGGCGGCCAAGUUUAACUCCAAUUCUAAACAAGCUCUGGAGAGGAUAUCUGCUCAUUUCACUUUUUCAUGUGCCGACUCCGGAACGGGAAGUGGUCAGACUGAUCCUUCUAGUCCGAGUAGACCAAGUAGUAUGACUCGACUCUCCGGAAGAAAGGCCCAGCAACCAACUGAGGCAUCUGAGGCACCGUCCCACAGCAAACGGAGAAUAAAGAAAGCAGAUGACUUGCUAGGGCUUAACAUCCUAUCAGCUACUAAAUCCGAACGGCCUAUUGAUCAAACGAACGGGAUGCUCCUUAUACAACAUUUCAUGUCUCGUCAGGCAAGAUUGCUGAUUCAGCGAGACGUAAGGUUUCUAUGA
Molecule: messenger RNA, 753 nt
Organism: Protopolystoma xenopodis
Lineage: Eukaryota; Metazoa; Platyhelminthes; Monogenea; Polystomatidea; Polystomatidae
Source: the annotation of a GenBank genome assembly